This is a messenger RNA of Penicillium antarcticum, 558 nucleotides long. RefSeq lists its product as uncharacterized. The coding region runs from base 1 to 558 and encodes 185 amino acids. The transcript is spliced from 2 exons. Lineage: Eukaryota; Fungi; Ascomycota; Eurotiomycetes; Eurotiales; Aspergillaceae. The record is from RefSeq and is a predicted model, not a curated record.
AUGUCGCAGUCGAGCUACAAAGCAGACCUGGUCUUCUCACUGGACUCUCAGAACAUGUCUAGCUUCCCCGAAGCGGCAUACCACGCGGAUCGUGGGUCUCUCGGUCGACUAUACUAUGCAGUGGACUCGACGUGGAUCUCGCAUACAUUUGCUAUCACGUUCCUUUCACUCUGCUAUAUAAGAGGCGUCAUAGAUGAAAACCUCCAAAUCUGUUACCAGCCUUCCAAAAUAGAGAGCGGUAAAUUGUUUACACGUCUCCCAUCAUCAUCAUGGUCGAUUCUCGCCCGACUGCUUCGACUGGCAGAAGAAAUAUUCGACAGUGUGAACCCAGCAACGAGCUUUCAUUAUGCGCACGACUUCCAAGCCAUUGUCCACUACGCAGUCACUUUGGUACUGGUCUCCGAGAAGGACAAUCAGCAUCUGGAGGAAAAAGAGAUUGAUGACAUCGCAAUUCAGUCAUUACUUAAUUUGAUGAACGAUUCUGGCGUUGAUUGGGCAGGCAAUCUUUUUGGAGAGUCGCUUGACUUCCCUGAGCUGAGUAUGGACGGGAUGCUGUGA